AUGAGAACGGCCGCUGCCCUCUGGAGCGUCCUUCUUGCCGCCACAGCGGCACUAGCAAAUGCUGGGAACCCAUUCUCAUCCAAUGUGAUUGCGUUGACGCCAAAGAACUGGCGGCAAGAAGUGGAAGGGCUGAGGCUACUGCCAGCUUCUUACCCCGGAGUGGGAGAAGCUGGCUGGUGCCGUGAAAGGGACGGAACUCCUACCAUUCGACUUUACAAACCCAAAAAGAAACAAAAACCAGGAAGCAAUGCACAGAAAGCAGUGAAUGACUACCAAUAUGAACGGAAAGCGGUUGACAUGAAGCGCUUUUUGGAUGCGCAAAUGCCAGAUUUCGUCGAGAAAGUGAAAGACGGUGCCGAUUUUGCCAAAUUCCAAGACAAGGCUACUCGAAAUCAGCUGCCGCAGGUGUUGCUGUUUUCCUCCAAACCCAAUACAUCGCCGUUGACCAAGUACCUUUCGGUUGAGUUUCGACGUCGAAUCCUCUUGGCAGAAAUCAAACCAAACAAGAAAAAUGAGAGCAUUCUAGAAAAAUACGGUGUUACCAAGUUGCCGGCCCUUGUGGUGAUCCCGCCAGCGAACGCAGACGGGGAUGAAAGUGCCCCCAUUCACUUCGAUGGAGAUGGCUUCACGAGGCACAAAUUGCAUGGGUUCUUGUCCAAGCAUGCCCUAAAAGAUCCUGUUCUCAACGCUAAAAAGAAGGAAGAUGUGAAAGGUGAAAGUGCAAAUGAAGAAGAAAAGUCUCAGAAGACAGGAGACGAUGAGGCAAACAGUAAGGCAAAGGAAAAGGUGCAUUCCGAGUUGUAG
This is a messenger RNA of Seminavis robusta, 804 nucleotides long. NCBI's taxonomy places the organism in Eukaryota, Bacillariophyta, Bacillariophyceae, Naviculales, Naviculaceae. The record is from the annotation of a GenBank genome assembly.